UUUGAAGCAGCUUAGACAGGAGGUACAAACUGAUGACACCACAUUUAAGAAACAGCAGUAUGAUGCAGGUCCAAAAGCAUCCUAUGGUUAUGGCGGUCAGCAUGGAGUCCAGACCGAUCGAAUGGACAAAGCUGCAGUGGGGCAUGAAUAUACAGCAAGUUUAGCCAAACAUUCCAGCCAAACUGAUGCAUCCAAAGGAUUUGGUGGCAAAUUUGGUGUUCAAGCAGAUAGAAAGGAUAAAGCUGCAGUUGGUUUUGAAUAUGAAGGAAAGACUGCUAAACAUGCGUCACAGAAAGAUUAUACAACAGGUUUUGGAGGCAAGUUUGGAGUACAAAAAGAUAGGGUAGACAAGGCUGCUGUUGGCUGGGAUUAUGAGGGCAAAACAGAAAAACAUGAGUCACAGAAAGAUAGUGCAGCAGGUUAUGGAGGAAAGUUUGGUGUACAAACAGAUAGAGUUGACAAAUCAGCACUGGGUUGGGAACACCAGGAAAAACUGGCCAAACACGCCUCACAGAAAGAUUAUGCUACAGGUUUUGGUGGUAAAUAUGGCAUCCAAAAAGACAGGGUUGAUGCGUCAGCUCUGGGGUAUGAGCAUCAAGAGAAACUUGCACAGCAUGCCUCACAAAAGGAUUAUUCCACUGGAUUUGGGGGUAAAUAUGGAGUCCAGACAGAUAGACAAGAUAAGUCUGCCAAGGGUUUUGAUGACGUCAGUAAAACAGAAUUGCAUCCAUCGCAAACUGAGGCUAAACAAGGCUAU
Messenger RNA from Lingula anatina, 757 nucleotides. Its product is annotated as src substrate cortactin. Gene Ontology annotation, biological process: regulation of actin filament polymerization; cell migration. The record is from RefSeq and is a predicted model, not a curated record. NCBI's taxonomy places the organism in Eukaryota, Metazoa, Brachiopoda, Lingulata, Lingulida, Lingulidae. Gene Ontology annotation, molecular function: actin filament binding. Gene Ontology annotation, cellular component: cortical actin cytoskeleton; actin filament; site of polarized growth.